Molecule: messenger RNA, 477 nt
Organism: Caenorhabditis auriculariae
Lineage: Eukaryota; Metazoa; Nematoda; Chromadorea; Rhabditida; Rhabditidae
Source: the annotation of a GenBank genome assembly
AUGGAGAUCGCGGUUGACGUUAUUUGGGUAAGGUGGUCGGCACUGCCAAGUCUUGCUCAUGAGCAGAAUGAAAGGUUAGCAUGUUUAUUUUUUAAGUGUCCUAAAGUAGAAAAUUUUUUUAGUUUUUCGUUUUUUAGUUUUUUUAGUUUCCUCUUGGCGAGUUGGCUCGAUAAACCGCUAAGCAAGUCAGCAUGAUCAGCAUCAAUUGAUGGGGUAAGAUUUUUAUUUAUUUUCCAACUUUAUCGUGAUGUCUUUUUCCAGAUAAUUGCCAAAAGUUUUUCAAACGUGCCGAAAAAACUAGAAGAGAAAAUAGUUUUUCGAAGGUUAUUUCUUGAGGUUCGCUUUUGAUCCCACCUUUGGACUUCAAAUUUUCUGUUGCAGAUUAUGAAAGACGCGCAUCGAAAAGGGAAAGCUUCAAGUCUUAUACAACGCCGCAUGUCUUCAUUUACCAAAAGAAUCUCGCAGCGACUCUUUUAA